This is a messenger RNA of Verticillium alfalfae VaMs.102, 1758 nucleotides long. RefSeq lists its product with no specific name. Lineage: Eukaryota; Fungi; Ascomycota; Sordariomycetes; Glomerellales; Plectosphaerellaceae. The record is from RefSeq and is a predicted model, not a curated record. The coding region runs from base 1 to 1758 and encodes 585 amino acids. The transcript has a single exon.
AUGUCUCAGGUGACAUCGUCUCAGGGCGUCAAACGCAUGGCCCCUGAUGCCAAGAUGGCUGGCGAUGUUAGCAUUGGCCUGAACGACGACAAGACUCCAGCCAACGCCAAAAAGCUCAGGAAGGAGCGUCUGGCUCUCGCAUAUGAUACUGAAACUCUCAUCAACCGUCGCGACGACAUGGAUCAUCAGAUCUCCCGGGCAGCUCAGGAUAAGAGCCAGAACGGCGGCGAGCCCCAGGUUGAACUCGUCCUUGCGGCCUCCAACCUCCAGGACGCGGAGCGUCACCACGUGCAAAGACUCAACAACCGCAUCACAGAAGCCGAGAAGCUAUGGCUUGCUGAGCCCAUUGAAACACUUCACUACAACAUGGUCUCUCUUUUCGAGCUUCGAGCGCGUUUCAAAGAUCACCUUGGCCCUCGCAUGGUUUCCACACUUGAGGAUGAUAACACGUCCUCGUCAGACCCGUGCUCCGAUGACGAGGGAAGUAUCAACAACGACACCGCUCUGAGCAAGGCGAAUUCGUCGGUCAAGCGCCGUGCCCAAGACGAGUCGAACCGCAAGCACGUUGGUGACGAUGAACCGCCUUCAAAGAAGUUCAAGCAAGGCGAAAACAAAACUGUCGAGAGCCCUGUUCCUAUUCCUGUUCCUAUCCAGAAGGCGCAGGGGAAUCGUUUGUCCGAGUCCCGCCGCGGUCAAGCAAUCCACAAUACUGACUUCCAUGAAUAUGUCAGUGGUGGCAAGACUAAACACAGCAAGGACACAGCGCAUCGCUUGAGCGACGUUGAGGAAGACUUCUCACGCAGACAACUUCAGAGCUCGGAGAAGCACGCCGAAUCCACUGCCGAGAAGAAGGCCAGGAAGAAGCGGGAGAAGACGAUGAAGAAGAAGGAACGCAAGCGCACCAAGAAUGCCACCUCGCAGCACAAGAGAGGUGAAAGUCGCCGUCGGUCUACUGAGAAGAAGGCUGAUGAUAACUCGGAGGACAAGCCUGCCCCUGAGGUGCGCCGGGUCACUGCUGUCCCCAUUCCAGCUCAUUACCCCCGACCUGACACUCCUCUCAAGUCCAUCUCUUCCGUCCCGCUUCCAGGCCACUAUAAACAGACAUCUGCCCAAGCAACGCCUAUGAGUGUUCGCCACGGAACCAAGAUCCAGGCUCCUGUCGACCCUGGUGCUGUAAAGCAUCACGAAGGCGGCCCUCGCCGCCCUUACCUCCCGAUUUUUCACUCGGCAGACUACGCCACUGACGGCCGUGAUGCCAUACCCAAAACUGCAACCCCCGACCCGAAAGCCAGCACAAAGACCUGGCGUCUAGAGAGCAGCGAACAUCGCCGCUCCCAUGGCGGAUCCGACAUCACCAUGCGUAUCGGACGUAUCGGCUCCACCGACGAUACCAUGCGCCACCCUGACCCGGCUGACGAAUCUCCCGUUGAGGUUGUCCGCAAGAACAAAGAUGGCCGGCCUAAAGGCAGCAAGACCCAGACCGCCACGACCAAAAGCCCCAUCGCUCCAUCCAACGCAAAGCCCGCUACGACUAUUGCCACCAGCCCCAUGGCUACGCUGCCUUCGACGGGCAGCCAGCCCUCAGAGCUCGUUCGCGUGCUGGCACCCUCCAACCUCGUCCCCAUCGCUUUCUACAGCCCAGCUUCGAUUCACGAGCAACAAGCCAGAGAGGCGAGAUUCAAGGCCCAGUUGGAGAAGGAUGCAGAGGUCUUCGUUCGGGAGAGAAUUGAGUGGCGGCGCGCUAUGAACCUUGACUAG